UACGGCACCUUCUGUUUGAGGUUCUUUAUUGCCUGGCCAAAUCAUUUGCCUUACCUCUCUGUCUUCUUUAAAUUUUCAGCGAAAUGACAAACUGCCUCCGUGCACACAGUUGAUCCAGUGGACUGUGCCCAAAUCUGAUCUCUGUACAUUUUCUUUGAAAACUGCAUUGCUAAUCUGGCGCGUAACUACUUAAUUCUUUUGUCAAUUCGAAGAACAGUGUAAACCGAUCAGGUUUAAAAAGUUCAUUUACGAUGAACGUCAGUUGGUAUUAUAGUUUGCGCUAUAAUGCUAUACCACCAUAAAACAACAGCACAAGAAGAGGUCUCAUGUUGCUAGGAAACCGUUGUUUAGUACCGUCAGCGUGGGACGCGAGAAGCCAGUUUCAUUUGAGGUGAAAACCAUUUGUUCUCAAAUAAUGCCGGCAAAAAGAAAAUCUUCCAACAAAUCCCCAAAGGGUAAAACUCCAACAGUUGUAGAUGGUUUGUCUACAGAUGAGAUGUCUAAAGAGCAGUUGGAGGAGCACAUUGUGCGUCUGCGAGAAGAGCUGGACAGAGAACGGGAGGAACGCAACUAUUUUCAAUUAGAGAGGGACAAAAUCCACACAUUUUGGGAAAUCACCAAAAGACAACUGGAAGAGAAAAAGUGUGAACUAAGAAACCGAGAGCAUGAAUUGGAGGAAGCAGAGGAGCGCCACCAAGUGGAAAUAAAGGUUUACAAGCAGAAGGUGAAGCACCUAUUGUAUGAACAACAGAACACAAUCUCUGAGCUAAAGGUGGAAAGUGUUGUCAGCACUAAACUGCUGCAGAGGGAGCAUGCUGACCUUAAGGAUCAGCUGCGGAAGGACAUGUGCUGCUUGAAAGUAGAUGUGAAAGAGCAGGAGCUGUCCAGUGAGAAUGUGAUCAAGAACCUUCAUCUGCAACAUGAUGAGGAAAUUACUGUUCUGAGAAAUGAUUUUGCCAGACAAGUGCGAGAUAUUGAGUCCAAAUAUAAGAAAAGGAUGCAGAAACUACAGCAGGAGGAACAGCUAAGACGCAAAACGGAGAUUCAUGAGAUUGAGGAACGAAAGAACAGUCACAUCAACAUGCUGAUGAUGAAUCAUGAGAAAGCUUUCAGAGACAUCAGGAACUACUUUAGUGACAUUGUCUACAAGAAUCUGGAUAUUAUCACUUCACUUAAGGAAGAGUUAAAGGAGAUGAAAAGGAAGGAGGAGAAGAGAAAUAAACAGAUGGUUGAAGUGCUUGAGGAGAAUAAGGACCUUAGAGAGUCUCCACAAAAAGCCAAAGAGGAAGUCGCAGAACUCCAGAAACGGCUCUCCCACUAUGAGAAGGACAGGAGUGCUCUAGCUAGAACAAGAGCUCGUCUCAAAAUAUCUGAAAACGAAAUGAAGGAGCUAAAGUGGGUGCAUGAGGUGUUGGAACAGAGAUUUACUAAGGUUCAGAUGGAGCGAGACGAGCUGUACAUGAAGUUCACUAAAGUCAUACAGGAGGUUCAGCAGAAAAGUGGUUUUAAAAACCUGCUACUGGAGUGCAAACUGAGUGCACUCAAUGACACCCUGAGGAAGAAGGAAGUGCAGCUCAGUGAAGUGCUGUCUGCUUCCAACCUGGACCCCAGUACCCUAAACAUGGUCACCCAUAAACUAGAGGAAGUUUUGGAGUAAAACCAUACUAUUAGAGACCUACAGUAUGAAGUGGCACGCGUUUGCAAGGCCCAUAAUGACCUUCUGAAGACUUCUGUAGCUAAGCUGCAGGCUUUUGAUCCUGUGGAAGAACUUAUCUUUAAGCCAUUGGAAAGCAGUCCUGGACGAAGUCUUGGCCAGGGCCCUGCUGCUCUCGUUCAUGCUUCAAAUUAGCAAGAAAGAGAAAAUGUACACUCCUAAAACUUGAUGCAUAAAAUGUACACACAUUUUAAUAUACACUAAAAUUCUAAUUCUAACACUACAGACAUUCUUCAAGGUUUAUGUUAUGUUAUGGAUAUGCAUGAGAUUCUUAGUAUAAAUCAUUUUUCAGUGUAAAUGAAAAUCACUUUGGCCACUAUGUAUCAGUUUAUUUUUCAUUGUGAAUAGAUAAUAACAUCUUUUGUUUUUUUUUGUGAAUUUUUAUUUACCUUACAUUAUACUGUGACAUAUUAUGGAAUGUAUAACACACAUAUUAACAUAGUAAUUUAUCCAGUAGUAAUUUAGUUACUCUUUUUUUUUUUUUUUUUAGUUACUCAUUGUUUUUUUUUUGUUUGUUUUUUUUCACAAAAUAUAAAAAGUCGUAUAUUUUGCGAAUCUAUUGCCUGUAAAUUUCUAGUAAAGUUGCUCACAGUUU
Messenger RNA from Puntigrus tetrazona (Sumatra barb), 2309 nucleotides. RefSeq names its product dynein regulatory complex subunit 4-like. Gene Ontology annotation, cellular component: Golgi apparatus; motile cilium; microtubule. Gene Ontology annotation, molecular function: microtubule binding; small GTPase binding. The record is from RefSeq and is a predicted model, not a curated record. Gene Ontology annotation, biological process: flagellated sperm motility. Lineage: Eukaryota; Metazoa; Chordata; Actinopteri; Cypriniformes; Cyprinidae.